AGUGAGAAGAUGGCAUCUGUGAACCAUCUGGCAUCCACCAGGCCUGAAUCUACUGGCCUCUUGAUCUUGGACUUCCAGCCACCAGAACUCUGAGGACUUUUUCUUGUUCGAGCCACCCAGGCCAUGCUAUUUUUGUUAUAGCAGCCUGAAGGUACCAAGACACUAGGCCAGGAAAUGUGGACCUUCCUUUACAGGUGGAUUAUUCUUACACUGGAGGGAAUGCAAUGGCCUCAUCAAAGACCCGAAGAAGAAUGUGAAAAAUCUUCUACUUUUCCAGAGGUCGGCUGUGAGGCCAGCCCCUUUUCUGCCGCCAUGGCAACCAUGCAAGGAAUGGAAGGGACCAUAUCAGAGGCUGGUCCUGGUGGGUACCAGCUGGAGCAGCCCGCUGUUAUCCAGUCACAUCUGUGGAAAAGGAUGCCAGAGAAGUUUUUGAAGGGGGAGCCCAAAGUCCUUGGGGUCGUGCAGAUCCUGAUUGCCAUGACGAACCUCAGCCUGGAAAUAAUAAAGAUGAGUGCCAUAUUGCCACUUUCUGACAAACAUUCUGUUUCAGGGCUGGACGUGUACAUAAUUGGGAGGCCAGUGAUGUUUAUUAUUUCAGGGUCCUUGUCAGUUGUAGCAGGAGUUAGAACUACAAAAGGUCUGAUUCAAACUAGCCUAGGAUUAAACAUCUUCAGUUCUGUCUUGGCCGGAGUAGGGGUCCCCUUCACUAUCUCCUCCUUGGAAGACUUUCAAGCAGGUGUAUCUGCCUGCAUCUUUUAUCAGAGGUUGGAGAGUUGUUCCAUGGCCAUGGCCAUUUUACUGAGUCUGGAUGCUGUGGUGCUCCUUUUAACCGUGCUAGAGUUCUUCGUUGCUCUGACCCUAUCUGCCUUUGGAUGCAAAGUCACCUGUUGUCAUCCUGGCGGGGUUGUGUUGAUUCUGCCAUCGAAUCCUCAUGUGGCGGAAACAGCAUCUCCCACACCAUUUACAGAGGUCUGAUGUCACCAACAGAUCAACAGCAAAAUGUUCCAGAAAACCUAUCCUGCCAGUUGGGCAAGGACACCACUUGGGGAAGUACCAGAAUCCAACUCUGAUAUAUAUAGAUAUAUUUCAGAAUCAUGUUCUCAUUUUCCCCCAAGACCUCAACAACUCAUUUACUGGCUCUUUAUCAA
Molecule: messenger RNA, 1148 nt
Organism: Prionailurus viverrinus (fishing cat)
Lineage: Eukaryota; Metazoa; Chordata; Mammalia; Carnivora; Felidae
Product: membrane-spanning 4-domains subfamily A member 4A-like
Exons: 8
Coding region: 175-975 (266 amino acids)
Cellular component (GO): Golgi apparatus; membrane
Source: RefSeq, a predicted model, not a curated record